GGAAUACUGAUCCUGGCUGUGAUAAUGUAGAUACAACAUGAAGUUCUGGAUGGAGGUAUAUAACGACAGAGAACAUAGUUCCUCGAUCGAUCGUGGUUUUCAUGCUGAGUGCUUUGAUAUACCUUCUAUACAAUUUUCAUCUAACAGCAGUGAUGUUACAAAACGACAGCUACGGACACGGUCGCCAUGGAUACGAACAUAGAAUCAUGGGUUAUAGUUUUAGCAAUAAUUCUUCCCGUCGCAGUUCUUCUGUGUUUAACAGCAUUAGUUUAUUUUAAGAUCAAAGCAGCACGGAAAAGAACCAGGGAGAAUGAAGAUGUCAAAGAAAUGGAGAGCUUUAUGGAACACAAAACAAACCAGAAGAUUGGUGAGCAAUGCCAAAUCAAGGAUGAUAAAGCCGCUAAAACCAACCUGAACACUCUAAAAGACACUGAUUCUGAAAACAAAGAACGUCAAAUUAUACUGAAGCAAACUUUGGGAUUGAAUGAUGCUAAAAAUAGUAACAGGAUACGAAGCUUACGCGAACACACUUCUGAUAUCAGUUCAUUAGGAACGAAUGGCUACACUCCACUUCAUGAAGCUUGUCAAGUUGGUGAUGAUACCACUGUACAACAAUUUCUGAACAAUGGCGCCGACAUCAAUUUAUGUACCAAUAAAGGAUACAGUCCUCUCUUUAUAGCUUGUAGAAAAGGACAUGGCAGCACGGCACAACUUUUACUGAACAAUGGCGCCGAUAUCAAUUUAUGCGACAAUGAAGGUGAUACGCCGCUUCUUGUAGCUUGCCGGAAAGGACUUGAUAGUGUUGUGGAACUUUUACUAAACAAUGGCGCCGACAUCAAUGUAUGUGAAAAGGAAGGGGCCAGUUCGCUGUAUAUAGCUUCGGGGAAAGGUCAUUCUAGCAUGGUGCAAAUCUUAUUGAACAAUGGGGCUGAUAUCGAUUUGUGUGAAAACGAAGGAGGUAGCCCUCUUUUUAUAGCUAGUCAAGAAGGACAUGAGAGAACAACAGAACUCUUAUUGAACAAAGGUACCGACAUCAAUUUACGCACCAAGAAAGGUGUCAGUCCUCUUUAUAUAGCUUGUGGGAAAGGACGUGACAGCACGGUACAAUGUUUAUUGAACAAUGGCGUCGAUAUUAAUUUAUGUGAAAAGAAAGGAGCCAGUUCUCUUUUUAUCGCUUGUCAAAAAGGACAUGACAGAUCGAUACAAGUUUUAAUGAAUCAUGGCGCCGACAUGAAUUUAUGUACCAACAAAGGGGCCAGUCCUCUUCAUAUAGCCUGUGAAAAAGGACAUGGCAGUACGGCACAGCUUUUACUGAACAAUGGUGCCGAUAUCAAUUUAUGUGACAAAAGAGGUGAUACGCCGCUUCUUGUAGCUUGUCGGGAAGGACUUGAUAGUGUUGUGGAACUUUUACUAAACAAUGGCGCCGACAUCAAUGUAUGUGAAAAGGAAGGAGCCAGUCCUCUGUUUAUAGCUUCAGGGAAAGGACAUGAUAGCACUAUACAAAUUCUAUUGAACAAUGGGGCCGAUAUCAAUUUGUGUGACAAUGAAGGGGCCGGCCCUCUUUAUAUAGCUUGUGAAAUUGGACAUGAUGUCAUUGUACAGCAAUUACUGAACAAUGGCGCCAAUAUCAAUUUAUGUACUAAUAAAGGAGCCAGUCCACUUUAUAUAGCUUGUGGAAAAGGAAAUACCAGCACGGCACAAUGCUUAUUGAAGAAUGGAGCCGAUAUUAAUUUAUGUGAAAAUCAAGGAGGCAGCCCCCUUCAUAGAGCUUGCCAAGAAGGACAUGACAGCACGGCACAACUUUUAUUAAACCAUGGCACCGACAUCAAUCUAUGUACCAAUGAUGGAGCCAGUCCUCUUCAUAUAGCUUGUCGAAAGGGCCAUGACAGCUUGGUGCAACUUUUGAUGAAUAAUGGCGCCAUUGUCAAUCUUUGUACCAAUAAAGGUGUCAGUCCUCUCUUUAUAGCUUGUGGAAAAGGACAUGACAGCACUGUUAAACUUUUGCUGAACAAUGGCGCGGAUAACAAUUUAUAUACUGAGCAUGGAAUUAGCCCUCUUGGUAUUGCACGUAGAAAUAAACAUGGCGGUACUUUAAAAGUGUUACAGAGCAGUCUCGACGAUAAUGAUUUUAUAAGUGGCUGUUCGGUCAAACAGUUUGACUCUAUCAUUGGGAAAUGAAGACAACGAACAGCUACCAACCCCAUGAAUCCCACAAAGAAUACAAAAUAAGAGCAAGAACGGACUCCUUAGGUGGGACCAUGUGUCUAAGAGGAGUGUUAGCAUCCCCCGCAGACCGGUUACAUGUACCGCAAGUCCUUCUUCCCGACCAGGCUAACAGAGCAAUCCGUAGUUGAAACCAGAAUGUAAAGAACUGCUUAACAAUCGGAUCGAAAUACGUCGAACGGAAUUCCAUCCAACGACAUGGCGUUUUUACAAAUUUAGAUGAUAUGAUUUGCGUGUAUUCAAGAAUUCGACACAUGCUGUAAUAAACUAGUCAGAAAUCCA
Messenger RNA from Ostrea edulis (European flat oyster), 2505 nucleotides. Its product is annotated as ankyrin repeat domain-containing protein 50-like. NCBI's taxonomy places the organism in Eukaryota, Metazoa, Mollusca, Bivalvia, Ostreida, Ostreidae. The transcript is spliced from 4 exons. Bases 187 to 2178 code for a protein of 663 amino acids. Gene Ontology annotation, molecular function: protein binding. The record is from RefSeq and is a predicted model, not a curated record.